GAUACACGGACUGACGCGCUGAACACGGAGACAAAACCCGGAGACAAAACCCGGAGACAAAACCCGGUCCUACUGUCCGAUAAAAGUCGACUUUUAUCGAUGAGACAUGACUGGUUUGAGGUGAAGAUGAAUUUGAUCGCAGUCUUUGUCCUUUUGGGGACAGGACUGACGGUGAACGGGGACAAGCAUUCCCUCACUUACACCUACACGGCCUUCUCCAAAAACCCUGUUGGACUCCCGGGCAUCCAUGAGUUCACAGCCAUGGGUCAGCUGGACAGCAGGAUGAUCGACUACUUUGACAGCGAUCACCCGGUGAAAGUUCCCAAACAGGACUGGAUGAAAGACAAACUGCGUGUAGAUUACUGGGAAAAAGGCACACAGUCCCGCCAGAGCAAGCAGCAGUGGUUCAAAGUCAACAUCGACAUCCUGAUGAAACGCAUGAGACAGAACGACUCCGACGUCCAUAUUCUCCAGUGGAUGCACGGCUGUGAGGGCGACACGCAGUCCGACGGCACGAUGAAGUUCUACCGCGGCAUUGACAGGUACAGCUACGACGGAAACGACUUCCUGUCCUUCGACGACGCCAACUCGGUCUGGGUCGCCCCGAUUUACGCAGCACUCCAGACCAAGAGGAAGUGGGAUGAUGUCCAGGUGCUAAAAGAAUACACCAAAGGCUACCUGGAGAACGAGUGCAUAGAUUGGUUGGGCAAGUUCAUGACAUAUGAGGGGGCGCAAGCACAAAGUGCCUCUCCCCCAAAGGUGUUCGUGUAUACAAAGAAAGCCAAAGUCGAGAAAAACGUCAUUUUGAUGUGCCUGGCUACCGGUUUCUACCCAAAAGACAUCAUCCUGCAGAUCAAAAGGGACGACCGUAAUUUAACUCGAGAGGACGGCGUGACUACAACGGGUACUCGACCAAACGGCGACGGCACCUUCCAGAGAAGAGACCACGUGGAGAUUUUAAAGUCUCACGUGUCCAAUUACACCUGUGAAGUGAAACAUGAUGCAUCCGGGGUACAUGUUGAGGAGGUUUGGGAUCAUUCACUUCCUGACGAUUCUAACGUAGGUAUCAUCGGCGGCGUGGUUGGGGGCGUGGUUGGGGGCGUGGUUGGGGGCCUGGUCGUGGCCGUGAUCGGUAUCGCUGUGGUGCUGGUCGUCUUGUGGAAAAAAUUUGGAAAUCUAUGCAAAAAUGACAAAGGGUCAAAUCCGUCUCUCGACAGCGAUCGCACUGGUUACAGUGGUAUACCCCUUACUGGUGUAAAGACUUCCUCAAACGUGAAAGGUAACAACAGCAACGGCAGCACUGACGAGGUGAACAAAGCUCACACUGGCUCACGUUGGUCUCUCGACUCUGGCUCUGGCAUCUCUAGCGAUAGCAACAAAACCACCAACCCCGAAGCCGCCAGCCUCCUGGAGGAGAAUGCAGAGGAAGUCUAAGAAUAACAUCAUUUCCAUCAGAGUACAUCAAGCCUCACUGUGCUCUCUGGAUCCAAAUUAACCAAUAAUACAACUAAUAGUAGAAUCUGAUAGUAGAGUCUGGAAAUCAACAAGAACAACAACAAAACGUCUCUUAAAUGGGUUUAGGGUAAAUCUGUCGGGCAGUACUGGGACUGAGUUUGAACUUCAGUAAAUAUUCAAACAGCAUCAACACGGUCUUGUGUUGUGGCACUUCUAUGAAAACAAAUUGAUCAGAACUAAAAUAGAGUUCUAUUGCUCGUCUGAAAUGGGUUAAACUUAGGUUAGGCUUGUUUUGAUCAGGAGGUUGUAGGUCAGGUGGAGAUUCAGGAAA
Messenger RNA from Sebastes umbrosus (honeycomb rockfish), 1786 nucleotides. RefSeq names its product patr class I histocompatibility antigen, alpha chain G-like. The record is from RefSeq and is a predicted model, not a curated record. The coding region runs from base 100 to 1434 and encodes 444 amino acids. Gene Ontology annotation, biological process: immune response. NCBI's taxonomy places the organism in Eukaryota, Metazoa, Chordata, Actinopteri, Perciformes, Sebastidae. Gene Ontology annotation, cellular component: external side of plasma membrane. The transcript is spliced from 11 exons.